Messenger RNA from Stylophora pistillata, 1369 nucleotides. RefSeq lists its product as uncharacterized. Lineage: Eukaryota; Metazoa; Cnidaria; Anthozoa; Scleractinia; Pocilloporidae. The record is from RefSeq and is a predicted model, not a curated record.
ACUGUAUUUAUAAUUAUAAAAAAUAGUAAUCAAACAGAAAAAGGACAAGAUGUUUAAGAGAGACACUAAUAUUGUGGCUCUCUCCCCUCUUAGGCCCAGUAAAAAAAAAUUAUUAAAUUGAAUACAAGUAAUCUUCAAUAAAAUUAGUUUCUUACAGAAGGCUUGAAAAUAAAAUGCUCAGAUUUGUAUAUAUUGAAAAUUUUGAACAUGUAAGCAUGCAAAAAUGGUGAUUUUUAUUUUGGAUGGGAAUAAUUACAAUGAUAAAGUUUCCUGAGAUAAAUUCCUAUUAGUUUACCUAGGAUUGGAUUGAAAAUAAUCAAUGUUUUUCCUAGAGUAUCUAGAGAGAGAUAGGCCCUGACACAUGUAGGAACCAGUUUCAACUGUUAUCUUUCACUGGCUAUAGGUUUUUGCAUAGCAUUUCCCCACAAAACAUUUGUUUUUGCAGUUUAAGGGUUUAAUUGGAAAGAGGUGUAGAGUAGGAUUAAAUUUGACUGUUACAAUUCAACAGAUGGUGAAUUGAAUAUUAAUGUUAAUGUGGGAGACUUCAAACCUGAAGAACAAAAUGUGCAGACUGGUAUGUUUGCAACAGAGUCUGUGGGAAGGCAGGAGGUUCAGCAGCCAAGGGCAUUUGCUUCAAUAGCUGCAUUGGGAAGCGUGUCUUAUCCACAGACAGAACAUCUCCAGGCUCUCAGAGAGGAAGUCUGUCUAUUAUUAACAAGAAAUUUGCUCCAAAAUACACCUCUACAGUCCAGUGAGGAGCUCAACAUGUUUAUGGAAUGCGUGAAAGAAAUGCAACUCAUCAUCAAAGGUUUUCAUCAAGGUAGUUUGGUGAUAACGGUGAAGUGUGAAUCUCUUCAGAUCUUGGAGGAAUUGUGGACAAAUUACUCAUCUGGUCAUCUUGGUGAAGUGGUUCAAAACUGUUUUGUAACUGAAAAGAUCUUGAAGGAACUUAACUUGGCAUUGCUGAAGCUGAAAACAACAAUGGACAUAGACGAGUACAAUGCAUGCAAAGUAUACUUUGAGAGACUUGCAUUUAGAGAUGCUUUGUCAACUCAGUCAUACUUCAUAAGUACUGAAGAUGACGUACAGUCAGAAAGAUGGAAACAGAACACUGAAGUUGUGGAGUCAGAGGAAGUGAAAAGUAGUUCACCCAUUCUUGAAAUGGCCACCACUGGUCACAAUAAAGAAGGAGAAGAACCACAAGAAACUAUGAAAGAGGAAAGUCGUAGAAAGAGGAGAUCGUCCCCAGGCUGCAGUAACCAGGAUCCUAAACAUCCCAGAGUAGCAUUUGUGGACUUGGCAGGUUAUUUUUAGUCUUGAAUAAAGGCUGAUAGUUUCGAAAGAAACUGUUUGGGGCUGCAUCGGUGGG